Molecule: messenger RNA, 1930 nt
Organism: Cynara cardunculus var. scolymus (artichoke)
Lineage: Eukaryota; Viridiplantae; Streptophyta; Magnoliopsida; Asterales; Asteraceae
Exons: 15
Coding region: 274-1626 (450 amino acids)
Source: RefSeq, a predicted model, not a curated record
GCCAUUUGCCAAGAUAAAAUCAACAAAACCUAAAUUCAGAUCCCAACGAUCCAACAAGAAAUGUUUAAUUACUACCACCACCACACCCCAGCACCAGGCCACGUUUUCAACAUUACACCAUCGUAGCCAGAUUCAGUCAACAAAACAUCGCUAUCUUCCAUUAGGAUUCCUUCUCUCCACGUAAAUUCCAACUACCCAUUUAUUGUCCGACGGAUUCUACAACCAAUAACCCAAAUCUGUUGAGGGGCGGCAUUGAUUCUACAGGUCGUUUCCAUGGCGGUUUCAAAGCUUCACAUCCUAUUAGUUUCAGUCAUUUUUGCCCUAAUUUCGACUCAGAUAAGAUCGGAUGAUGCCGUUGAUGGAGUUGCAGUCGGAUCCGAUAAUUCCGAGGCGUUUCAGGUCGAGUUGGAUAAGCUCACCUCCAAGAUCCAAUCACUUGAAUCACUUGUUCAAAAGAAGACUGAAGAAUUAAAAAGCAAAGAUGAGAUAAUUACUGGGAAAGAGAUGGCGAUUGCAGAGAAAGAGAACAUGAUUAAAGAGAAGUUGGAUAGCAUUACUUCAUUGCAAAGUGAGAUAACUUCUCUUAAGGUUAAAGGGUCUUCCGAUGCUAAGGAGCAGAUCCAAAAGGCUAAUACACGAUCACAGGAGUUGGAGAAGCAGGUGGAGAAACUUCAGUUGGAAUUGGACCUCAAGACUAGAUUAAGGGAGGCGUUGGAAACUCGAUCAAAAGAAUUGGAGAAGCAGAUGCUCGACAUGAAUCCAAAGCUUCAGAAUCUUCAACAAACUAUUGAAGAACAGAAGUCAAAACUUCUUAAAACCGAGCGUGCUCUUAAAGUUGCUGAGGAGGAACUUAUGAAGACUAAGGAUGAAGCUUCACUGAGAAUUAAAGAACUCACAGAGGUUCAUUCUGCAUGGCUACCACCAUGGCUUGCAGCUCAUGUGUCUUGUUGUCAGUCUUAUGUGGAAACUCGUUGGAAAGUUCAUGGGAAACCUGCACUUGACGCUUUUGCACAGAAGGCUUUGGAGAAGAAGGCACAAGCCGAAAAGUGGGCUGAACCUCAUAUGGAGACAAUCAAAACUAAGUGGGUCCCUGCUGCAAAAGAACAAUGGGCAAUAGUGAAAACUAAUGUUGAACCACGUGUGAAAUUACUGACCGAAAAGACCACAGAGGUUUAUGUUAAAUCAAAGGAGGUUCUAGCCCCACAUGUGAUUAAAAUAAAGGAAGCAGUAGACCCUCAUUUUCAGGUUGCAAAGAAGUUCUGCAAGCCAUACAUUGAUCAGAUUGCUGUUGCAACAAAGCCGCACCUUGAUAAAGGACGAGAGUGUAUGGAACCCUACACCAAGGAGGCAGUCCAAGCUUAUGGGAAGUUUCUUGAAUCUGCAACGAAAUACCAUAAUCAGGUUCAAGGCACCGUUGAAGAAUCACUGAAAAAGCAUGAACUUACAAGAUCUCUUGCCACCAAGGAGCUUAUAUGGUUUGCUGCCUCUGCAGUGUUCGUACUACCUUUCAUCAUUUUGUUCAGAACCUUAUCAGUGAUCUUUUUUGGAAAGGCUAAGAAGCCCAAUAGAAAUAGCAAGCCAAGCCAUUCACGUCGCAAGGCUAAACGAGGACAUUCAGACAAGUAGUCAAUAUGCUCAUUUUACAUGAAGUUUAGACUUCACGCUCUGCGGCUGUUGUGGAGUGUGUUUUUCAGGAGCGGCUGUUUGUGGACGUCUUUAACGUCUGCUUCACAUAGAAAAGAAAGAAGAGAAAAAAACGUGAAACGGGUUUUAACGUUAUAUGGCGACUGAAGUAGAUUGUUAAGGUUAGUAGUAUGGACAUGUGUGUGUAUGAUGUAGUUCAUCUGCUUGUAACUUAUUAUUUGUUUCAAAUCCUUCUCCAUUCAUGGUUCUGGUGAUUGACUGCCUUCAAUAAUCUUUUUGUUCCGUA